Messenger RNA from Pogoniulus pusillus (Red-fronted tinkerbird), 4775 nucleotides. It is a transcript of the gene CFAP36, whose product is annotated as cilia and flagella associated protein 36. Bases 194 to 1273 code for a protein of 359 amino acids. The transcript is spliced from 10 exons. Lineage: Eukaryota; Metazoa; Chordata; Aves; Piciformes; Lybiidae. Gene Ontology annotation, cellular component: axoneme; ciliary base. The record is from RefSeq and is a predicted model, not a curated record.
CCGCCUCAGGCCAUGAUCUAAUUACAGCGAUGCCACCAGGGCAGCUCUCCGCCCCCUCCCGCGCCGCGGCCGGUGGCCGCCGCUGUCACCGGGCCCACGUGAGGCCAGCGCGCCCGCCCCGUGACGGUGGUUGCCUUAGCGACGGGCGGGCGCUGCAACCGCCGCCGCGUCCGCGCCGUUUGCCGGCCCGACCAUGGCGGCAGAGGAAGAGGAGGGCGACGUGGAGUGGGUGGUGGACACCAUUGCUGGGUUCUUGCGGGGACCCGCCUGGUCCAUCCCCAUCCUGGAGUUCAUGGAGCAGAAGUGCGAAGUUUUUGAUGAUGAAGAAGAAAGCAAGUUGUCCUAUACAGAAAUUUACCAGGAGUACCAAGCUCUAGUUGAAAAAUUACUAGAAGACUAUCUUAAAGAAGUUGGAAUCAAUGAAGAGAAAUUUCAAGAAGCUUUUUCGUCUCCUCUUGCAAAAACACACACUUCACAGGCCAUUUUGCAAACUGUGUUGGCAGCAGAAGAUUUUAGACUAUUUAAAAAAAUGAUGGUACAGAAAAAUAUUGAAAUGCAGUUGCAAGCUAUUAGAAUCAUUAAAGAAAGAAAUGGUGUUUUGCCUGACUGUUUGACAGAGGGUUCUGAUGUAUUCAGUGAAAUUGAACAAGAAGAAAUGAAAAUACUGAGAGAGGUUCUAAGGAAAUCAAAGGAAGAAUAUGAAAUGGAGCAAGAGAGGAAAAGGACUGAAGAAGUACCUUCCAGAUGUAAAUCACCGGAUGUUACCUGCAGCUUUCCAGGAGAUUCAAGAGAAGUUGUGAAAGUCAAGGAGUCCACUGAGAGAGCUGAUGCUUCUGGAGAAACUCCAAAACUUCCAUUAGAGCAACCUCAGAAACCUGCAAGGGAAGACUUAAAACCAGUGUGCCAAUUACAGAAAGGACCAGAAAGCUUACCUCAGCCAUCCUACACCAGAGGGAAAGAGGACACUAAGAAAAAGUCAUCUGGAAAGUGUUCAGAAAUUGCAGCACAAAAAGCUGGGACAAAAGGACCGAAUUUAUCAGAAGUUGAAGCACAGCAGCUGAAGCAACGAGAGGAUUACCUAAAGAAAAAAAGAGAUAUGCUGAUGGCUACAAAGAAGGAGUCAAGAAAUAACAUACAGUUACCAGUGGACACUGACCAGAAAGAGGAGGAAUCGUCUCCUAAAGAGGAAAUGUCAGAGGAGAAGCAAAGAUUGCUACAGAAGAGGAAAAUGCUUGCAGAAAAACUAAAAGAAGAAGUUAUUAACAAGCGGUAGUUUCAAUGGCUCAUUGCAGACCCAAAGAAUAUAGAAUCAUAGAAUUGUUUUUGGUUGGAAAAGACCUUUAAGGUCAUCAAGUCCAACCAUUCUAACUCUACCAAGUCUGGUGCUAAACUACAUCCUUCUGCACCACAUGUACACAUAGUUCAAAAACCUCCAGGGAUGCAGACUCAACCAUCUCCCUAAGGAUCCUGUUCUAGUCUUUGAGAACCCUUUCAAUCAAGAAGUUUCUUCUAUUACCCAACCUAAAUCUAUCCUAUGGUACAACUUGAAGCCAUUUACUCUUGUCCUAUCAUUUGUUAUUGGGGAGAAGAGACCAACACCCUCACUACAACCUCCUUUCCAGGAGGUACAGUGAGGUCUCCCCUCGGCCACUUUUAGUCCAGGCUAAACAACCCCAGUUCCCUUAGCCACUCCCCAGGACCUGUUCUCCAGACCCUUCACCAGCUUUGUUUUUCUCUGGCCUUGCUCCACCACUUCCAUGUCUUUCUUGGAGUGAUAGCCCCAAAACUGAAUGCAGUGCUCAAGGUGUGGCCUACCCAGUGCUCAGUUGAGGGGGACAAUCACUUCCCUGGGCUUGCUGGUCACACUGAUUCAGGCCAGGAUGCUUGUUGGCCUUGGGCACAGAGUUGCUUGUAUUCCGCUGACUGUCCAUCAAAAUCCCCAGGUCUUUCUUUGCCAGGCAGCUUUCCAGCCACUCUCCCAAGCUUAUAGUCUGGCAUGGGGUUGUGAUCCAAGUGCAGGACCCAGUUUUACUUAAGUCCAAAUAACAUCCAAAGCCUUUCACUCAUCCAGUAAGUAGGUCACUUGUCAUAGGAGAUCAGGAAAUCACAAAGUUGUUCUCAGAAAAAAAAAAAAAUCUAUUAUCAAUAAUUGUGAUUAUUCUUAAAUACUUCUAAAAAAGAAACUUGUUACUUCAAAUACUUAAAGCUACACUGAAAUAUACUAAACUGACUCAGUUUCCAGACUACUGGAACCUCACUGACUUUCACUACAACAUGUUCAGCAAUGAGGCCAUUUCAUGUUCACUGCAGCACAUAAAGAUUUUCUGCACGACUGUGUAGAACAAAAGCAGACACUGAGGUCCAGUAAAAUAACUCCCAUGUGAACAAUUCUGAAUUUUUACUUUAUUUUUAAUCCUAGAACUUUGUUCAUUAGAAUGUUACAAAUUAAUGACUUUCUCAACAGUGCAGCAUUAAUAAAAUCUAAUUUCACAAGGGAGUGCAACUAUGACCAUUUUACUUUUGAACAACAGGGAACACAGCUUUUGAAGUAGAGAUGUUCAGUUAUGUUGUUUUACAUAACUUUUGGGGUGGUUUACCAGUCCUUAGGGCCAGUUUUGCCACAAGUAAGAUUUUGACAGUCUUAAAGCAGAGAGGCUGGUCUUGCCACCACAUCAGUACAUAGCUGACUGCACCAGUAACUGGCAGCAGAAGAAAUGACCCAAGCAGUUUGGGUUUCAUGUAACUUUUUAUUAAAAUAGCAUUUAUAACUGAUACACGUUGGCAGAUGUUCUGUUCUUUUCCAAAAGACUGGUAAUGGAAGGAGCCCAGGCAUGAGAAUAUGGCUGCUCACUCCAGGACCCUGGCAGCACCCACCAGGUCACUCUGGGAAACAGCUUUGAUAGGGGUGAUGCUUCCUGGUGACAAAAGCCAGUUACAAAGAGUGGUGCAUAUCACCUUUUACAGGGAUUUGAGUUUACUUAAAAGGGGACAGCUAAUGCUAUUUUACAGUCUUUACCUAGUAACUAUAAAAGUUUGUGACAUUCUUAUUUUUGCUGUAAAAAACCCAAACCUUCACAUUGUUCUGACUGUAUUUUUAAAGCUCCUGACAGUACUGCAGGGGAAAGUUGACAUGGUGGGGAACAGAGUAAGGACUCACACGCUUCAGUUGGAGACCCUCAGAGGACUUGGUUUGAGUAGCCAUUAUCCAGGACAACUUGGGUCCACAGACCAGGCAAUGCAGUUUUUCAGCCUCAGGUUAGUAAAGGCACAUAGACUGCAACUGCUGCUCAAGUAGCAUCUGUGGUGCUGGAGGUUAAACAUUGUUACCAAUGGAGAGAAAAGACCCAUCAGGAAGAAAACCAGAUGACUGGUAGGAUGACGAAGACACUGCACCUGCACUUUCUCAGCAAACUCUUCCUUGGAUCCUCAACAUUCAGAGCCGACAGAGCAUCUCAGCACACAGGUGAGAGUCCCCUUCUCAGUCGCCUGGACCAUGUGAAGAGCUGUACCAUCGUCCCCAGGUCCACAUGCAUCAACUGUCCGGCAGAAGACUUGUGCCUAGCUUACGAAGCAGGAAGGACUCACACAUCCCCUGUGGGAUUCAAUCUAGCAGUACAGAGCUACUUUAAAACUGCAUGAACAACUAAUCUUAAAAAAUACUCUAAGAUGGCCACAUUUAGAAUUCUGACUUAACUUGCCCUGUACAACAAACCAAACCAAAGCAGUACUUAUGGAAUUACAGGGUCACAUUUUAAUUCCUGAAUUGUACAGUUCAGCAUUAAUAUCACCACAUGUAUACAAAUGGUGUAAAACAAAUACAGUGGUAUUUUUAAUACAAAAUAAACUUCUGUUUUAUGGAAAAAAAACCAAACUAUACUUCAUAUCUACAUAGACAGCCCAUCUUUUUCCAAACAAUAGCUAAAAUUAAAAGUAACUACCAAAAAAAAUCUCCAAAACAGAGAAACUGCUUCAGUUUAACCUAUUCCAGGAGAAAUGGACCCAUAACACCUAUUACGAGAGUGAUCUAUGUGGUGGAUUGCAGCUGGUUUCAUAUUAUAACAUUUCUGACACAAUUUCCUUUCAUUUCAUCAUGAUCUCAGAUCAUGGGCAAACUAACAUUAAAAUAUUUACAGUUCACUUACUGCUCUUGAAAAUGAAACGUGGACUGUUUGCCUCUCAACUCGCCCAUUGCUGUUGCAGUUUGCUCACCUACCAUGUGGAAUGUGCUUUUACUUUUAAAUAAGCAGCUUUCAUAUUACACCCAGAUUCAGAUGCUGCUUGUUGACUGUACCUCAGAGAUGCUGUUCUAACAAUUCCAUCUUGGUCCAAAAGUGACUUUGGUGUUCAUCACUACGAAAAACUUAUUAGUGUUUCUUAUCACCACCUCAAUUAUGCAAUUUAAACUUGCACAGAGGGAAAUGGUGCACUGCUCUGGAGAGAGCUCAUAUCAUGACACAGGAAGCAACUCAAAUUUGAGAUUUUCUGCAUUGUGAUGCUGCCAGCUGUUUGGAGAUGCCAUGUACAGCACCACUGUGACACAAGCAGCUCCUAGAGAUAGUUGGAAGUGAUUGUUCCUUGGAAUAGAUAUUACUGGACAUAGACUCUUACAACCAAGGAAAACCAUCCAUUUCGAAUCCAGCUUCCGUUUUUCUCCUCUUGAAAAAUACAAAUUAAAACAUUAACUGUUUUAAACAACUCAACGUGUGCUAUAACUGCAAUGUCCCUCCAACUAUGAGAAAUACAAUUUACUGGGUAAAUAAAUGGUCCCAAAUCUG